AUGGCGUUCCUGUUCAAGUCGAAAAAGAACCAAGACCGGGCCCUCGCCAGUCGCGAUGGCACUUCGGGGUCCCAGGGCUCGAUUCAGAGCGCCAGCGCCAGAGUAGCCAAGGAUGAAAAGGCUGUCGCACAACGAUCGACCCCCACCGGCAGCAUGAACUCUUUCGGCGAGGAGGGCAGCGUAGGAAGCCCAGAGCAAGCACACGGCCGCCAACGGGGGCCCAGUGUUGACCAGGCGCCGUCUGCGCCCAGCGAUUUGCCGUUUCGCAACAGUCCACAGAUGCAGUCGCAGCCUCAGCAGCAACCCCUGCAGCAGACGCAACAGCCACCACCACAACAGCAGAACCCAAACUCUGCGCUGUACCCUUGGUCGCAACGACGCCUGACAUAUACAUCUGCACACCCUCCCCCUUUUCCGAGAUAUGGCGCCGCCGUCAACUCGGUGGCGUCGAAGGAGGGCGACAUCUACCUGAUGGGCGGGCUGAUCAACAGUUCGACGGUCAAGGGAGAUCUGUGGAUGAUUGAGGCCGGCCAGAGCAUGGCUUGCUAUCCUCUGGCAACGACAGCCGAAGGCCCUGGCCCUCGCGUCGGUCACUCGAGUCUUCUCGUUGGUAACGCAUUCAUUGUCUACGGAGGAGAUACCAAGGUGGAGGAAACCGACGUCCUCGACGAGACCCUGUACCUGCUCAAUACCUCCACAAGACAAUGGUCGCGAGCUCUGCCUUCAGGCCCCCGCCCCUCGGGACGCUACGGCCACUCGCUCAAUAUCCUUGGUUCCAAGAUCUACGUCUUUGGUGGGCAGGUUGAGGGUUACUUCAUGAACGACCUGUCUGCUUUCGAUCUCAACCAGCUACAGAUGCCCAACAACCGAUGGGAGCUGCUCAUCCAGAACAGCGACAGCGGAGGUCCUCCUCCAGGCCAGAUCCCUCCUGCGCGAACGAAUCACUCGGUAAUAACUUACAACGACAAGAUGUACCUCUUUGGUGGCACCAACGGCUACCAGUGGUUCAACGAUGUCUGGUGUUAUGAUCCCGCACUUAAUGAGUGGUCGCAGAUGGAUUGCAUAGGAUAUAUCCCCGUCCCGCGCGAGGGGCACGCCGCUACUGUCGUUGACGAUGUCAUGUACAUCUUUGGAGGCCGGACGGAAGAUGGAGCUGAUCUCGGCGAUCUGGCUGCCUUCAGGAUAACCUCGCGCCGAUGGUACACCUUUCAAAACAUGGGGCCGUCGCCAUCGCCGCGAUCUGGCCACAGCAUGACAACCGUGGGAAAGCAGGUUGUUGUGGUUGGUGGAGAACCGAGUUCUGCGCCUGUCAAUGCUGGCGACCUUGGCAUUGUCUAUACACUGGACACGACCAAGAUUAGAUAUCCAAAUGAUGCUCAGGCACAACAGCAGCAACAACUGCAGCAACAGCAACAAAACGCGCAAAAGGGUAUUCAAGCCAGGAGACCCAGCGGUGCCGCCGAAACAAAUCCAGCGCGCCCAAUGGCAUCCAGGGAUGGAUCGCAGGGGCCUCCCGAGCUCCGGAGACCUGCCGGGGGCCCUCAAAACCCUAACGGGAUCAGCAGCCCUCCGAACGGCUUCCGCGCCGGGCCAGGCACACCCGAGGUCAAUGGGUCAGGUGUCGCAGGUGUGGCAGCAGCUUCGAGGCUACCUCGCGGCGCUGGGUCGUCUCCUCCCGCCGGUCCUCCACCGCAAGGCCCCACGCCAGCCAAGCCUACUGUGCAGACUUCGAACCUAGUCAGGAGUCGUGGGCCCUCGACGGAGCGUGAAGCCACAACCUCUUCUCCUCAGAUCGGCUCAACACGACAAUCACCCGUGACUCGAGACGUGGCAAAGGAGGUUGAAUCACCGAUCGUCAACGGAAGGCGGACGCCCACACAGCAAGUCGUGCGAACAGGCUCAAAGUCGGAGUCUACCCCUGCGGAGCUUGUUAAGUCAAGGUCUCGGCAGGGCAACCGAUCUCAAGGGUCGGUCGACAGCACGGCCGAGCCCAAUAUUAAGCCAAUUCAACAGCAGGUGCAGCAAACACAAGUUCAGGCGCAACCAGUUCAGCAAGCACCUCGAGCCGCCUCGCCCCCUCCACCGACCCGCCAACCAAGCAACCCUCUGUCUCGAAGGUCAUCAGGCCGGAACUCGCAGACCGUCGUCUUGCUCAAGGAGCUCGACUCUUCGCGUAACCGUAACGCCUGGUACGCAUCUGAGCUGGAGCUCGCCCGCAAGGCCGGCUACGUGCCCAACGCAACGCUCAGUCCUGUCCUGGAUAGUCGGGCUACGGAAACGUUCGAUGACGAAGACAAGCCGUUGAUUGAGGCUUUGUUGGCAAUGCGCACCGAGCUUGCAAGCGUCCAAAGCGCCGUUGACAAACAGGCCAUCCUCGCAGCCAAGCAGAUUGCCGAGGCUGAAAAGCAGCGUGACGCUGCGAUUCAAGAAGCUGUGUACUCACGAGCCAAGCUCGCUGCGCACAUGGGCGGUAGCACGGCCAGCACCCCGCAACUCGAUUCGGAUCGCGAUGCCGAUGACCGUUCAAACGAGAUCAGCAAGAAGCUUGCCGCCGCUCUCAACUACCAGAAGAGCUUGCAGGCCCAACUGGAAACCAUGAAGACCGAGCUCGAGGCCGAGAAACGCGCUCGCCAGCUAGCCGAUGAUACCACCAACGCUUCCCAGAAGCGCAUGGCCGAGCUGGAGUCGUACAAGACGAUGAACUCGCCUGAGUUGGAGCGUCUCAAAGCUGAACUCCACAUGAUACAGCGCGAGGCGCGCGAGCAAUCUGUCCAGUUUGCCGAGGUCACAGCAGCGAUGCAACUCUUGCAAGUGGAGAAGGAUGAGUUCCAAACCAAGUACACGGAUUCGAUCGGCAACUCCAAGGAGCAGAACCAAACAUUUGACUCGCUGCGAGAGGCUGUGGCUGCUUCUGCCGAAAUGAAACUGCUCCUCGAACGUAAGCUGGACGAGGAACGUACGCUGCGGGAGAAGAUCGACGGCAAAUUCACCAAGCUCAAGGCUGAACACGAGGCUCGCACUGCCGAGCUGGUGGCUGUCACACAACGUCUCCGCGAUGCCGAGGAGAUCUCGGAGAAACAUGCCCAUGAAGCAAGGACUCACCGUCAGGCUGUCAUGGCUGGGUUCGAAAAGAUUUCAACGCGGGAUGUCGGCGGUGCGACCAAGGCAGACUCAGAUCGCCUCGCGGCUCUCCAGAGCCAGCUUGCCGCGUCCAAUGCACUGGUGAAGAAGUAUCAACAAGAGGCAGACGUGGCAGCUGAUAAGCUUCGCUCCGCCGAGGAGCGUAUUGCAGGCCUCGAGGUUUACCAAGAGCAGUCCAGCCGCGAGGGCGUGGCAAUUCGCCGACAACUCCAGGCUGCCCUCCGUGACACUCAGUCCCUACAGGCUCUCAACUCGGACCUCAAGCACCAGCUUCAAAAUCAACAGCUUGAGACCAACGCCAUGAGCGUCCAGCACAACACUCUGAAGGACAUCUUGAUCGAACGCGGGAUCAGCCCGAAUGGCAUGCCACGCUCCCGCAGUGUGGGCAGUCCCCGUGGGAACUCGCCUGAACAAGCCCGAAUCCGCGAGCUGGAAGAUCAGCUGCAUGCGGCGGCAUCGAACCACGAGGACAACACGCAACGCAACGCCAGCCAUCUGGAAGCAACCGAGAAUGCGUAUCGGGAGAAGUUGUCGCAGCUUGAGAACGACUACCAGUCGGCCGUCCACUACGUCAAGGGCACGGAGAAGAUGCUCAAGCAACUUAAGGAGCAGCUUGCUCGCUACAAGACUGAGAACGCGCGUCUUAAAUCGGAAGUUGAAGAUCUCGAGGAUCGGGUUCAGGCCGCGCCUUCCGACGCCGCACCUGCCGACUGGGAGACAGAGCGAGACGCGCUGCACCAGAAGAUCAACGCGCUGCAGGAGGAGGUCCGCGUGUCUGGAGCCCAAUUGGAACAGCAGCUGAUGGCUGUCAAGAAGGAGCUCGAGGAGGCACACACGCAGCGAGACACGGCCCUCGAGAGCAGCGAGGAGACGGCGCGAACCUUGACGACGAGUCGCCGUGAUCUUGAGCAGUUGCAGCAAGAAAAUUCUCUCCUAGAGCGCCGUGCACAAGAUGCCGAGCAAAAGGUGUCUCUGCUUCUUGACCAGGUGGAAACUUCGGUGGACAACUACCGGCGCCGCAGUCGUCAAGCACCAAGCAUGACCUCGGAGCUGACAAUCUCGGGUCCGACAAACGGCGUCCACAACCAAGGCCACACGCGCCAGGAGAGCUCCGAUGCCGAGAGUGCCUAUGGCGGUCCCGUCCCAGGAGGGGAACGCAACAGCGGAGGCAUUGACGCGCGGAAUAGCACGGCGCUCGACAAUCUUGCCACGGAGCUCGAGACGCUGCGCACGCAUUGGGAGGCCACAAAUAAGAACUACCGUCUCAGCAACACGUUCGACUUUGACACGGUUGCGGCGCCCGCUCGGCGCGAUGAUGAGGGUGGCAUCGGGCUCAGCGAGAGUCUGGCCGACUGGCGCAAGCGGCUCGACGUCGAAGAAGGGGUCGGCGAUGUCGGCGAGCCAUCGAAGAGCAAAAGCCGACCGGAGCGACCCUAG
This is a messenger RNA of Verticillium nonalfalfae, 4578 nucleotides long. RefSeq names its product Negative regulator of mitotic exit (gene KEL2). Gene Ontology annotation, biological process: regulation of cell shape. The transcript is spliced from 4 exons. NCBI's taxonomy places the organism in Eukaryota, Fungi, Ascomycota, Sordariomycetes, Glomerellales, Plectosphaerellaceae. The coding region runs from base 1 to 4578 and encodes 1525 amino acids. The record is from RefSeq and is a predicted model, not a curated record. Gene Ontology annotation, molecular function: protein binding.